CAGUUUCUGACAUGUUUUUUCUUGACAGGAUAUUUUAGUGUGCGGACAUUCUUUGGAGGUGAAUAUGACCACAAACCUGGACUUCUUCCUCAGCGUAGCUCAAGUACGACUUCUACAGCAGCUAGUACAAGCCAAUUUGAUUGGACUAGAGCCUUCUGACAAGGUCACUGAGGUUUCCAAACAAGAACAGAAAAAAAUGGAUAUGUCUGAUGGAGGAGCAGUCGAAACAUCUUCACGUUAUAGUGGUGCCCAAGAUAGUGGCAUUGGCAGUGAUAGUGUUAAAAUCAGAAUAGUUCAAAUAGAACAACAUAGUGGCACUAGCCAACACCGCAUUGCCCGUCCUUCCCGACAGUCUUCGAUUGUGAAGAACCUGAACUUCAUUCCCUUUGACAUUUUUAUUACUGCAAGCCGAAUCUCCUUGAUGUCUUAUUCAUGUACUCCUUUACCUAAAUUUAAAUCAGUGCAAGAUCAGAAAGAUGUUGAGAAAAUAAGUAAAAGCUCACUAAACCUUCCAGAAACAGAUUCAGAUGGUAGCCAAGAAACCAGGAAGCUUAGUCAGGCAUGUAUUUCAUCAGUAACUGCAGAUGAUCUCUUGAACAGUAACAGUUCUUUGCCCACUGGGAGAAAAUCAGGUCUACUAUCACUAGAAAGUCUUCAUGCUUCCACAAGGUCAUCUGCUCGACAAGCCCUUGGUAUCACUAUUGUUCGACAGCCUGGUCGCAGAGGAACUGGUGACCUCCAGCUAGAACCUUUUCUGCAUCUUAUUGUAUCCCAGCCUUCUGUGCUCUUGAGCUGUCACCACAGGAAACAAAGAGUGGAAAUAUCAGUGUUUGAUGCUGUGCUUAAAGGAGUAACCUCAGAUUACAAGUGUACAGAUCCUGGAAAGACACUUCCAGAAGCUCUUGAUUAUUGCAAGGUUUGGCUACAGACAGUAGCAGGAGAGAUAGAUGCGAAAAGUGGCAUUCCACCUUCUCUUGUCACACUGCAAAUUAAAGACUUUCUCAAUGGGCCAGCUGACAUAAAUGUGGCUAUUUCAAAGCCUUUGAAAGCAAACCUGAGCUUUGUCAAACUUGACCAAAUAAAUCAUUUCCUGAGGAAGAUAAUACGGACAAAUGACUAUGACACUAGUAAGGAGGCUGCUGCUUCAGCUGAUAGCAUUCCAAUCAAGGAUGGCAUAUCAGCACCCCAAUGUUCCAGUAGAAAGGAAUUUUUGCCUGCAAUAAGUGCUAAUGGAGAGCAAAUGGCUUCAGUCCAAGAAAACUUGUGGAGAGUUCUUUCCUGCUUUCAAAAGAUUUCCAUUCAUACUGCUCAAAUGGUUGUUUCUGUGGAAACCAUGCCACACCUGAAAAAACCUUGCCUAUUAGCAUCUCUAUCAAACCUUAGGGGAAAUCUGAACGUCAGAUCUGGACAUAAAACAACAGGUGUAAUUCAUGGAUCAUCUUUUGUUCUUGAAAUAAAUGAUUUUCUCCUUAAAACAAGUCUCAAAGGAAGAAGCAGAGCUCUUAUAGGCCCCUUCUGCUGUUCUGUCAAUGUGGAAGCUAAGUGGUGUAAGCACAGUGGUAAUCCUGGUCCAGAGCAAUCUGUUCCUAAAAUUCAUCUUGACUUAAGAGGAGGGCUGAUACAGGUCUUCUGGGGACAAGAACAUUUGAAUUGUUUAGUUCUUCUUCAUGAACUUCUGCAAGAGUACCUUACGGAACAAGGCAAGAGGGAGGUGCUGAUCUCUGAUCUAACAUGCCAGAUUCAGUCUCCUAUGGAAAAGAAUCAACUCUCAAAAACUGAGCAUACCUCAGAUGAUCUGAGAACAGGCCUCUUCCAGUACAUACAAGAUGCAGAGGCGCAGAAGCUGCCGAGUGCCUAUGAAGUUGUGUUUUACAAUGAAACAGAGGAUAGUCCAGGAAUAAUGUUAUGGAGAUAUCCAGAACCCAGAGUGCUUACCCUUGUAAGAAUAACUCCUGUUCCUUUUAAUACAACCGAAGAUCCAGAUAUUAGCACUGCAGACCUUGGAGAUGUUCUUCAGGUUCCUUGUAGCUUGGAGUACUGGGAUGAGCUCCAGAAAUCAUUUGUUGCAUUCCGGGAGUUCAGUCUAUCAGAAAGCAAAGUUUGUGAGCUACAGCUGCCCAGUGUCAGCCUUGUGAAUGAUCAGAAAGAGCUUGUAGCCUCAGACCUUUGGAGGAUUGUCCUGAACAGCAGUCAGAAUGGACCUGAUGACCAAAGCUCUGAAAGUGAAUCUGGCUCACAAAGUGCAUGUGAUCAGCUUGUAACUCCUACAGCAUUAGCAGCCUGUACCAGAGUUGACUCCUGUUUUACUGCUUGGUUUGUGCCUUCACUUGGUGUUUCAGUCCAAUUUGCUCAUUUGGAACUCCAUCUCUGCCAUCAUCUUGAUCAGCUGGGCACAGCACCACCCAGGUUCCUUCAACCAUUUACCUCUGAUAAAAAUGUUCCAUCUGAACUAGAAUACAUGGUAGUUUCCUUCAAAGAGCCCCACAUAUAUCUCCGGCAGUGGAGUGAUGAAUCAGUCUUCAAGGAGAUCCAGUUUUCUGCAUGGGCUGACUGUAAACUUUUGGAGUGUCGAAAUGUUACUAUGCAGAAUGUCGUGAAGCCUUUCAAAAUCUGUGGGCAGAUUGCCAUUUCUAGUAAUACAGCAGAAAAGUUACUGGACUGCACUGUCAUGGUGGACCCUAUUUUCGUAAACUUUGGGCAAUAUGCAGUUCAUUCGAUGAAUACAGCGCUUCAAGCUUGGCAACAGAACCAAUGCCCGGAGGCAGAGGAGUUGGUCUUUAGCCAUUUUGUGAUCUGUAAUGACACACAGGAGACACUGCGGUUUGGCCAGGUGGAUACUGACGAAAAUGUUUUGCUGGCUAGUCUCCACUGUCACCAGUACAGCUGGCGCUCUCACAAGUCCCCACAGCUACUCCACAUAUGCAUUGAAGGUUGGGGAAACUGGCGCUGGUCUGAGCCAUUCAGCGUGGACAAUGCAGGAAUCUUUAUCAGAACCAUUCAGUACAAAGGCAGGACAGCAUCACUUAUCAUCAAGAUUCAACAGCUCAGUGGAGUGCAAAAACAAAUAAUAAUCUGUGGAAGACAGAUGGUCUGUAGUUAUCUGGCUGACAGCAUCGAAUUGAAAGUGGUUCAGCACUACAUUGGCCAAGACGGGCAGGCAGUUAUUAAAGAACAUUUUGACUGCCUUGCAGCCAAACAGAAGCUGCCUUCCUAUGUCCUAGAAGAUGAUGAGCUGACGGAAUUGAGUGUGAAAGCUAAAGGAGAUGAAGAUUGGUCAAGAGAUGUAUGUCUCAGUUCCAAAAACACAGAAUAUAGCACAGUCAUUCAGGUACCAUCUUCAAACAGUUCAAUUAUUUACGUGUGGUGCACAAUUUUGACAUUAGAACCCAGCACUCAAGUACAACAACGAAUAAUUGUUUUCAGCCCUCUUUUUAUCAUGAGGAGUCAUCUUCCAGAUCCAAUUAUCAUACAUUUGGAGAAAAGAAGUCUGGGAUUGCGUGAAACACAAAUGAUUCCAGGAAAAGGGCAGGAGAAAUCAUUGCAAAAUAUAGAGCCUGAUCUUACCCAUCACUUAACAUUUCAAGCUAGGGAAGAGGAUGAUCCUUCAGAAUGUGCAGUUCCUAUCUCAACAGCACUUAUUAAACAGAUAGCUACUAAAUCCCAUGCAAGUGGCACUGUGAAUCAGAUACUGUCUGAGUUUUAUGGGAUUAAUAGCUCUCCUCAGCCUGUGUGGCCAUAUAAUAGAAAGGAUUCGGAGAGUAACGAACAGCUCACGCAGUGGGAUAGCCCAAUGCGGGUGAAGCUUUCAGUGUGGAAGCCGUGUAUUAAAACCCUACUGAUAGAACUUCUGCCCUGGGCACUGCUUAUCAAUCAGUCUAAAUGGGAUCUAUGGCUAUUUGAAGGAGAGAAGAUAGUUCUUCAGAUACCUGCUGGGAAAACAAUUAUACCUCCAAAUUUCCAGGAAGCUUUUCAAAUUGGAAUAUACUGGGCAAACACUAACACUGUGCACAAAUCAGUGGCGAUCAAACUAGUUCAUAAUGUAACAUCUCCAAAAUGGAAGGAUGCAGACAACGGGGAAAUGGUAACACUGGAUGAAGAAGGGUUUGUUGAAGCUGAAAUAAAACUUGGUGCCUUCCCAGGUCAUAAAAAGUUGUGCCAGUUCUGCAUUUCAUCUAUGGUUCAGCAUGGCAUUCAAAUUCUACAGAUUGAAGAUAAGACAACUGUAAUCAACAAUACAUCAUACCAUAUCUAUUGUAUACCACAGCUGUCUGUUUUAAGGCCUCGGUCUGGAGAGGAGUAUUUACACAUACCAGAUAGUACAGCAUUCAGAAUCUGCCCAGCUGGGGAACCACCUACUGAAAAAUUGAGCUCUGUUCCUUGUUGGGACCUGAUGUCAGACAUCAGUCAGUCAACAUCAGAAGUGUCCCUCCUGAAAAAGCACAUAUUGCUAAGUUUCAGUCCAAUUGUGUGUGCUGACAGUUUGCAGUGCUGGAGCCUGCCAGCUGUGAUUAAACAAGAAUUUCCUAGACAGAGUGUGUCAGUACCCAUUGGUGUUUGUAAUGAAAGUGGAUUUUGUACCAGAGCCAUAGCACUGACUUAUCAAGAGCAUCUUGGGGUGACAUACUUAACUCUUACGGAAGACCCUAGUCCUCGCAUAAUUAUCCACAACAGGUGUUCUGUCUCAUUGAUUUUAAAGGAGAACAUCAAAGAUACACCAAAAUUUGAAGUUUAUUGCAAGAAAAUUCCGGCUGAAUGUUCUGUUCAUCAUGAGCUUUAUCAUCAAGUCUCCAGUUACCCAGAUUGCAAAACCAAAGACUUAUUGCCCAGCAUUCUUCUGAAAGUGAUGUCAUCAGAUGAACUAACACAUGAAUGGAGUGAUUUUGUGGAUAUUAAUAAUCAAGGCACACAGAUUGUAUUCCUAACUGGCUUUGGCUGUGUUUAUGUGGACAUUGCUCAUCGGUGUGGUACAAUAAUAAUAACUUUGGCCCCAGAAGGAAGACCAGGACCUGUCCUGAUCAACCUGAACAGAACUCCGGAGCAAUCCGUUAUAUUUAAAAUGUUCAUCAGCCAGGCAAGCCUUGCAAUGUUUGAUGAAAUCACUAAUCACAAAAUGUCUUCUGAACUUCUGCGGCUCACCGUGGACAAUGUUUACCUUAAAAUGGCACCAGUAGACAGCUACUUGAGAUCACUGUCUCAUGAAUUCCAGGGAGAGAUCUCUGAAGGUCUUCCUCAGUUUUAUGGUCUCCAAAUAUAUUGUGGAGACUUGCAAUUGGACAAUCAGCUGUAUAAUAAAUCCAAUUUCCACUUUGCAGUCCUGCUGUGCCAGGGAGAGAAAAAUGAAACCAUUGAGUGGUCCAAAGUGAACAACCUCAUUUUAUCCAAAAAAGACUUGGAAGAAUAUAAGGAAAACUGUUUCAUAAAACUUUGCAUUACUUUAUCAGAGGAACAGAAUUUUUUAUUUUGUGUUAAUGACCUCAGCUUCGAACUGAAACCAGCCAGGCUAUAUGUGGAAGACACAUUUGUUUAUUACAUUAAGACCUUAUUUGAUACAUAUCUUCCAGACAACAAAGUGAUUGGUCAUUGCAUAAAAAACUCAACUAUUACUCAAAUACUUCCUGAACAAGUGAGACAGCAUGCUAAAGCUUUAGUCAACCCAGUAAAGUUAAGGAAGUUAGCGAUACAACCAGUUAACCUCUUGGUCAGUAUCCAUGCUUCACUAAAGCUGUAUAUAGCUUCAGAUCACACUCCUCUCUCCUUCUCUGAGUUUGAACGAGGCCCCAUCUACACCACUGCCAGACAGCUCAUCCAUGUUUUGGCCAUGCAUUAUGCUGCGGGGGCACUAUUCAGAGCAGGCUGGGUUGUCGGAUCUUUGGAAAUUCUUGGAAGCCCAGCUAGCUUAGUAAGAAGUAUAGGGAAUGGCAUAGCUGACUUCUUUAGACUCCCGUAUGAGGGGCUGACCAGGGGCCCAGGAGCAUUUGUCAGUGGAGUUUCCAGAGGAACAACAUCAUUUGUUAAACACAUUUCCAAAGGUACACUGACAUCUAUUACUAAUCUUGCAACUAGUCUUGCUCGGAAUAUGGAUCGGCUGUCGCUGGAUGAGGAGCAUUACAAUAGACAAGAAGAAUGGAGAAGGCAGCUUCCAGAGAAUUUGGGAGAAGGACUGAGACAGGGGCUUUCCCGCUUAGGCAUCAGCCUUUUAGGUGCAAUUGCUGGUAUUGUAGAUCAACCAAUGCAGAAUUUUCAGAAAAUAUCUGAGGCCCAAGCUUCAGCAGGGCACAAAGCCAAAGGUGUUAUCUCUGGUGUAGGAAAGGGAAUUAUGGGAGUGUUUACUAAGCCAAUUGGAGGAGCAGCUGAACUUGUCUCCCAAACGGGCUAUGGUAUUUUGCAUGGAGCUGGACUUUCUCAGCUUCCCAAACAGCGUACAAACAGCCACAUAAAAUAUGUCUGGAAAAUGCUUCAGUCUCUAGGAAGGCCAGAGGUCCAUAUGGCACUGGAUGUGAUAAUUGUGAGUGGAUCAGGACAAGAACAUGAAGGAUGCUUGCUACUUACAUCAGAAGUGCUAUUUGUGGUCAGUGUCAGUGAAGACACACAACAGCAGGCAUUCCCUGUGACUGAAAUUGAAUGUGUAGAAGACCAUCAACGAAAAAACCUGCUGAAGGUGCAGCUCAAACAAGAAAGAGUGCCUUGUGAUUUGGAGGUGGAUGGAGUUAGAGAAAGACUCUCCGAACAACAAUAUAAUCGACUUGUGGACUUUGUCACAAAAGCAUCCUACCACCUUGUUCCAAGCUACUUUUCUGGACAAACUACAUCCCAAGUUGUAGCUGCAGAGCCCCUUCCAAGUACAAUUAAGACAUAUCAGUACCUAGUUGAUCCAAAUUUUGCUCAGGUAUUCAUUAGUAAAUUCACUAUGGUAAAAAAUAAAGCCUUGCGGAAGGGAUUUAAUUAAGAACAACUUUAUGACAAGAAUGAUUAUGCAUUACCUUUUUUAAAGUCAUGCUUUCUAUGCAGUCACCUAACUGUGAACUUUUCUAAUGCCAAUUUUAUGGGGUGGUGGGUUAUAGGAAAAUUAAGAGCUGGCUUUUCUGAACUGACAACAAGGGAUUCCUGUUCUCUAAAAAAGUUGUUAGCACUAACAGGCAGGUAUUACACAAAAGGGAAAGGUGAUAACUGAAUGAAAAUAGUUUGUUCUUGCUCUAAGCAGAAAUAAGAGAAAAGAAGACAAAGGAAAUCCUAUUCAUUGAUACAUUUUGCCAUCAACAAAAUGAAGCUAUUCCUGCCUACUAUAUCAUAUUAUAGCGCUUACCAGUCUCUGAUAUAAGCAAGGCUUUUGACUGAGUUCUAAAACCUCUCUCAACUCUUUUUUUCCCCAAUGUCCUGAAGCAAAACAUAUUCCCCUACUAAACUGAUGUGGCCCUUUUAAGUUACUAGAGAUAGCUGGGUUUUAACACCUCUCGCCUUAAAAUAGCUCCAUUUUAUUUGACUGAAAUUUUGCAGAUUAAACUAGUGCCUUGUUUGGUCUAAAGAACACAAUGAAAAUGAGAACUUUAAUUUACUUUUAAAACUGUCUGUCUACAGAAACUUUAUUGUAUCCACCAGUCAAAUUUUCAUAAGAAUUUUCAAUCUGUUGUGGAUUAAGAUGGUAAUAUGUAAUUAUGUUAGGGAGACAGGAGCAGUUAUAAUUCUGAGGCCGGUAAUGUGUGUUAAAAAGCUUUAGGAGCUAUGUUUAUUAAUAUGUACCAAAAAUUCAUAAACACUGUACUCCUUUGAACCCAACUGCUAAACUUCAUCCUUAGCUCAUCAUGUUAGGCUCUACUAUUUCUGGACUCUCCAAAUCGUACUCACAGUGCUUCAUUGCUUUGACCAGCUGUAAUACAAUUUUACGCCUAUCAAUGUCAGAAACCAGGAAAUUCAGAGUCCAGACCAUUCCAAAAUAUUUGUGCAUAGAAAUUAUACCCUAUUUUGCACAGAAGUGCAAUUGCAAAGUGCUUAGAGUUAAAUUCAUUUGACAUCAUUGUAUGAGAACUGCCCAGUGAAAACCACUGUAUUUCAGCAAGAUGGCUUUUCCCAGCUGUGCUUACAAAUGACAAUUGCUGUAUCAGUUACAUCAGUUUGAGAUGGCACCUGUAAUAAUAGUAGGUAAAAAGCUUUGAGACAGAAGUUUGCUUUUCAAAUUGUUCUUCAGCUUUUAUUUUUCAAAUCUGUGUUAUAGUUUGUACUUGGUAAUAACUGCUAUCAUAAGAGCAGUUAAGAUUGUUUUGCAGAGCAAACAGCUUCAUUUUUCAAUGAUAAAAGUAGACUUGAUUCAGUUCUUUGUGAGCUUCUACUUUAAACUCUAUCCAUGACUGCUCCUUCUGACCAUGAAUUUCAGCACAUGAACUACCUUAUUUAGGAUUCCAGAUGUACUUGAAUAUAGCCAGUAACUAAGCAUGUUAGGGACAGAGUCAACUCUGAUAAUUGCUGGUAGUGUUCGAUAAAUGCCAUUUAUUUAGCAUUUCCUCUAUAUAGCUAAUAAUGGCCAUAAAAUUAGAAUGUACUAAUUGUGUGUUUUGCUCUGUUAAAGCUACUGCUGGAAUUCAUGUCUGGUAGGUACUGUAGUGAUAAGGGAGACACACACAAUUUGAAUAGCCCAUUGUGAAAUGAACCUAUCCAUUAUUGCUAUUUCGUUCAGUUGUCUAGCUAUGUGGUCAUUGUUUGCCUUUAAAUGACACUAUUUAAAAAUGUAAAUAUAGAGGCUUUAUUUCUGAAUCUUUCAUGGUAAAUAGAUUACUACUAAUUUUACAUACUGAUGCAGAAGUUGUAAUAUAACAAGAUUGUUUAAAGUUAAUAAAGUUAUUCCUACAAUACUUGGUUUCUUUGUGAUUCACAAGUCGUGUAGUUAAUGUUCUGGUCAUUAGAUGUGACACUGGAUCUCCGAGAGCUCAACUCUCAGCAAGUUAUUGCCCAGAAAAUACUGCCAGCCAUGAACAUUUGAAAUUCACAUUUAUAUUUUUGAAGUAAAAGCUGAUGACUAGAGAGCUGGCCAAAUCAGGUGCUAAAGAGUUUUGACUGUGUGCAAAAUUGUAUGCUGCCAUUUUGACCAGUACACAGACUAAAAUAAUUGUUCACCUAAUAGAGCAUUGGCUGGGUGUCAAAAACAUGCACAACACACCUGUAAAACAUUGAGGGGACACUGCAGGCUUUCUAUCUAAUACUAGUGGGAUUAUGCUGAUAUUUCAUUUCUGAAUUAUGCUCUUCUUCUGGCAAAAAGAAACCAUUGCACACUCCUGUACAGUAAAGCAAGCCCAUGUAUGUAUUACAUUAGGCAGAAGGUUGUUUCACCCCCUCCUGUGAAUGCAGGUAUGGAAAUACUGUGGUAACUUCACAUAAAUCAGCCUCUCCUACACAUGCUGUGUGAAUGGUGAAAACAAAACUGUCCACAGAUGCCUGAGAACAGCACUUAGCUGACUGAAGCUCUCCAGUUUGUGCUUUUACAAAUAUACCUGGCCUCAUUCUUUGGGGCUGGAGGGACCAAAAAGCUCCAUUUCAUUUCUUUUUGAGUUUGUGCCUUGUUUAAGCUUUUGGCUUGCUAGCUUUGUUGUGGUGUUUACACUCCAGGAGCACAUUCAAACAUCUCAGGAAAGACCUUACAUGGUUCCUGCUCAGUGUGUUAUUUCACCUGACUAACAGUAGGUACAGGCCCAUAAAAAUCACCUUAACAUUAGCAUCCUAGCUGGUUUCUGGGUCAAGAAUGCCUAGAAACAGCAAGCCACAGGCUGUGUGGAUUAAGGCACAACUCAGUAAGCAAGGGAAUGCGCAGUCAAUCUAUUCAUGAUCUGUAAAGAUGUCACAAAUGAAGGUAAGUGCUGGGGAAUCUGUUUGCAUUUUUUCCCUCUUAGCCCAGGUCAGAGCUACAGCUACACUGCAGGUUUCUUUUACAAAAACUGCACGUGUUUUGUGCAAGUAAAUUUACAGUAAGCGUCAGAAAAUAGGGCUUCUUGCACAAGAGUUAUUCCUCACCCCACAACAAAUAAGCCCUCUUGUGUAAGAGCUCUUCCACACGAAGGCAGUGUGGCCAGGCCACAGGGAUUUCUUGCGCAAGAGAGCAUCCACACUGCCAUGAAUGCUCUUGUGCAAAAGCACAUCUCUUCCACAAUGUGGACGUGCUUUUGCGCAAGAAUUUUUGCACAAGAACCCACCAGUGUAGACAAAGCCCAGAUGUGUGACUCACCUGAUUUGUCUGGACCAGCUCAAAAGGUCACUAGGUCAGCGUUGAGGGCUGUCCAGACAAUGUCCAUUUAGCAUGGUGCAUUAUACUUACUGAGCCCCCUGUCACAAAGGACUGAAUAUUUAUCUCCUUGACAAUUGUUUUGAAUCUCUUAACUAGCACAGCAGGCACGCACAUCUCUCAUUCUUUGGUGAAGGCCAAAAAAACCCUUAAGCUAAUAACUGUUGACCUGCUUUUCACCUUUGUUUUGGCUAAGCGGAGCACAAAAAAUGAUGGUGCUGUUCAGUGAUUUAAAAAACAAAGCUUGUAACCGUUCCGGUCCAAAAAUGCAUCGGGCCAUAUUCAUUAGCUUUUAAACCCUGAUUCUUGGUGUGAAGCAAUGGACUUUUGCUUCACUAUGUUUAAAAAGCAGUAACACUCAUGGAAAGUCCCACUCCUGGUCACUCAGCUCACCAACAGCCUGGCUAGCAGGCUCUAUCCUACUCCCACCCCCCCAAUUAUCUGUAGCUGGGCCCAUGCCCCAGGAAAGCCCAAUAUCCACCAACCUGAGGCACUGGCCAGAAAGAGUCAAGCCUUGCAUGUACCAAAGCCUGGCACAGGGCAGCUUCUUUACCCCUUUAGCUAAGCUCUG
Messenger RNA from Pelodiscus sinensis (Chinese soft-shelled turtle), 10835 nucleotides. The record is from RefSeq and is a predicted model, not a curated record. Lineage: Eukaryota; Metazoa; Chordata; Testudines; Trionychidae.